GCUUGAUACAAGCACCCAAUCAGUGAUACCGUCGCUGCUGAUAAUCACCACCAUCCUUGGUACCCCGGAGCAAUGCCGGAACUUUCGUGACUGGUCAGAUACCUGUGUUGGAAAUAUGUAGCUCAAAAGUCCGUAUUCGACUUCCACCCUUUUUAUUUAUAUCCAUAUCCCUUUUCAAGAGGAAGUACUGCUACUUUCCACUCAUCCGUUAAAACUCAACGAAUGAAUCCCUAUGCCAAAAUGAAGCAUUCAGACCCGAUCUCGGACGCACAGCCCCCGUUUCCUUCAGCCACAGCUACUAUGAGAAAGAAACACCAUCAACAACCUAAGGCCGGUUUGCCCGAAAAAGGCCACUCUAGCGUCCGGUCGCCGUGGCUACUUUCUGUCCUUGCUGCAGUUCCUCUGUUUGUGGCUCCACUUAUCACAGCAAGCUUUCUCAUCACGAUUUCGCAGUUCGAAGGAUCUCUGUCCAGAUUCGUAACGACCGGUUUUGAACAAGGCUUCCUGACAAUCAUGAAAGCACAUGGUCCACGGCUCAGUCUUAAGCCCACAUUUGCUUAUACGUGUUAUAUUGCCCUGCAGGCUGUGCUAUUCUACCUCCUGCCAGGUCCGACAAACACCGGCCAACGUACGCCAGCCGGAUAUCUUCUCACAUACCGGACGAAUGGGCUGUAUGCAUGGGUGAUUACUCAUUCUAUCUACGCGCUGCUCUGCUGGUACGGUCUUUUGGACCCUGGGUUUGUGAUCAGGAACUGGAGUGGGAUAUUUAUAGCGAUGAACUUGUUCGGAUAUUUGGUUGCGAUUUUUGCGUAUGGAAAGGCGUAUUUGAGACCUAGUCAUCCCGAGGAUCGGAGGUUUAGUGGCUCCGCGCUUCAAGACCUUUACGCCGGCAUCGAGCUCAACCCGAGAUUUGGAAAGACUUUCGACUUUAAGUUCUUCACUAAUGGAAGGAUGGGGAUGAUUUCCUGGACGUUGAUAGAUAUCUCAAGCAUCGCAUACCAACACCAAGCCCACCACACCGUAUCCCCAUCCCUAAUACUCGUCACAAUCCUCCAAUCCAUCUACGCGAUUGACUUCUUCAUCAACGAAUCCUGGUACCUCCGCACCAUCGAUAUCACCCAUGACCACUACGGCUUUUAUUUGAUCUGGGGGUGUUUUUGUUUCCUCCCGGCAAACUACACGCUUCAAGCGCAGUAUCUAACUCACUAUCCGACAUCACCCUCAACCAUCUACCUAGCCGCAAUAUUCAGCAUCGGCAUCGCCGGCUACGCUCUCUUCCGCUCCGUAAACAACCAAAAAGACCGCGUCCGUCGUUCAAACGGAAAAUGCUUGAUCUGGGGAAAACCAGCCCAGUACAUCACAGCAACCUACAAAACCUCAGACGGUGUAGAACAUAAGAGUAUCCUCUUGUGCAGUGGCUGGUGGUCCUGCGCAAGGCACGUCAACUAUGUGGGCGACUUGCUUCUGUCGUUUAGUAUGUGUGCGGUGGUUGGGACGGAUAAGCUGUUGGUGUGGUUGUAUGUGAUCUGGAUGGGGGGGUUGCUUGUUCAUCGUAUUGUAGGUCGGUGCCGUGGAGGCUUGUUCCGGGUGUUUGGUGAGGGGUAUCGUCCUACUGGGAAAAGACUUGACCUGACCACAAUAUAUACAUUCCAUUCUGUACAAUCUAAGAUACCUAUAAACUAUACAAUCUCAGCCCACUAUACAAAAUGAACCUCCCAUCAGAUUAAAACCACUAAUCAGCCGGCGUCUCCGGAUGCUCCCCCAUACUCUCCAACCGACCCCUAGCCUGCUGCUUCCCCACAUCCGUAACAUUCGGAUUAUGCGUCGCCCUGCAAUUCAUAAGCCUUCGCCCCCAAAAAACCAGAACACCAGUUUCAUUUCAAAGAAACAAAAAGGCAGUGGGUACAUACGCCUUUAAUCCCCGCGCAACAUUUCGAUCAUGUCUUGCUUCGUCAUCGCUUAGACCGGCUUCGUCGCCUGGGGCUUCGUUGGAUUGGAUUCGCUUGAGCUCUUCUUCGGCGUGGAGGCGGCCUUCGGAGGAGACGUUGCGGUUGUUGAUGGCGCUGUUGUGGCUCGGUUAAUGGUUGUUGUUUUUUUUUUUUUUUUUUUUUUUUAAGG
Molecule: messenger RNA, 2118 nt
Organism: Aspergillus glaucus CBS 516.65
Lineage: Eukaryota; Fungi; Ascomycota; Eurotiomycetes; Eurotiales; Aspergillaceae
Exons: 5
Coding region: 223-1710 (495 amino acids)
Biological process (GO): brassinosteroid biosynthetic process; cholesterol biosynthetic process
Cellular component (GO): endoplasmic reticulum membrane
Molecular function (GO): 7-dehydrocholesterol reductase activity
Source: RefSeq, a predicted model, not a curated record